Messenger RNA from Durusdinium trenchii, 1998 nucleotides. Lineage: Eukaryota; Dinophyceae; Suessiales; Symbiodiniaceae. The record is from the annotation of a GenBank genome assembly.
AUGGCUUUGCCCACUGCUCCAAUCGUGCUGACCGCACCAACGGAAGCCGUGCGUGCCGGAUCCGCGCUGCAUGCCACACGAACCACGCGCUCCACGAUCGUCGACCGCGCGCGACACGAUCAGCGCACGUGGCGCAGCGGCUUGACCGCCGUGGCAGCUGCAGUGGCGGCCACACGCCCGCAGCGCAGCACAGCGAGUGGGCGCGACUACGGCGAACGCGGCGCGCAAAGGAGAUUGAGGGGGCCCAGGGCCUUGCAGCAAGCGGUGGACUUGCUGGUGAAAGAGUUGGAGAUGGAUGAGAGGGCGGCCAUGCGCAUUGUCAAGGACAUCCGGACCUUUGUGGUGGCCCGCGAGGGCGAGGAUGCCACGGGCAGCCGCAGCAUGGCUUGGGCGAAGCGCUUGUGCCGUGGCUUGAAGAUGCACGAGGGCCUUGAGCCAUUGCUGCAGAAAGUUGGAGGAGUGGAGCAGGUCUUGUUGGACCUGGAAGCCAGAAGCAACAAGCACGGGGAGGUCUUUCGGGACAUCACCCGACAGCACCAAGCUCUCCGUGAUGGGGAGGCGGUCGACAUGGAGGACUAUGGCAAAGCGGCUGAGUAUAUGGCUCAGGAAUGGUGGGUUCGUGCCUCUGCCGAGCGGAUCAUCGACCGUAUCGACCAGUACUUCUUGCUGAGCGGCGAGCAGGUCCGGAAGGGGCAUCCUCCAUGGGCCUAUUCCAACGACAAGAAUAGCGUGCCCAAAGGCUGGAAGCAGUACGAAGUCCAAGGCAGGCGUCUUUUCUGGAACCCUGAGACGAUGCGCAUGCAAACCAAGGCGCCCCCCGGCUAUGAUGCGGACGAGCCCCCGCGAGAGCCCCCUGCGGCUCGCGAGCCACCGCUGAAGUUACUGGACAUUGGCAGCAGUGUCAAUCGCUUUCAAGAUUGGCCUUUCUUCGUUGAGGCGCACGCCCUGGACUUGCAACCGCAGGCAGAGGAGGUCCUACAGGCGGACUUCUUUGAGGUCCCAAUCCUCGAGGACCCGGACCUGGGCCUUGAGCUUUCCCACGCAGUACGCUGCGAUGAUCUCAAUGCUGCAGCCGGUGUGGCCCAAAAGUUGGUGGUCUUUGGCAAGAACAGCGACCGCCCCCGGCGCGAGCCGCAGAGUGUGCGGCGCUACGAGCGACAAAGACAUGAGCCGGGCAGCGUGCUGAAGUGUACUUACAUUGAGAUCCCACAGGUGCCCGAGACGCACGCAGUUCUCCUCUCUCAGAUCGACUGGAUGUGGGGCGCGGAGAUGGGUGCGAACGAGCGUGGCGUGGUCUGUGGCAAUGAGGCUGUGUGGACAGUGGAGGAUGACAGUGGGCCAGCGGCCCUGCUUGGUAUGGACCUCUUGCGCUUGGGCCUAGAACGCGGGGCCACCGCACGAGAGGCCUUGCAGGUGAUCACCUCGCUACUGGAGCAGCAUGGCCAGGGCGGCGCAUGUGCAGAGGGUGACCCGUCCUUUACUUAUCACAACAGCUUUUUGAUCAGCGACGCUUGGGAGUCCUGGAUCCUGGAGACCGCUGGGCGCCAGUGGGUCGCGCAGCGCUGGACCGAGGGCUCCCGAAAUAUCUCCAAUGGAUUGACCAUUGGAAGUAAUUUCGACCUCAUGUCUGAUGGGCUUUUGGAACAUGCCCGAGAGCGAAAGCUUUGGGAUGGCUCCGGCGACUUCCACUGGGCGCGCGCCUUCUCCAGUGGUGGGAUUGACCUGUCUCCCCACAGUCGGCAAGCCUGCGGUGGCCAGCUGAUGCAGCAACAUGCGAAGCGAUGCACAUUGGAUGGUCCUGCGAUGAUGGCGAUUCUCCGGGAUCACGACGGUGGGAUCUGCAUGCACGGCGCUUUUGAAACCACCUCCGCCAUGGUCAGCGAGCUGCGGCGGCCCGCAGACGCUGCGGACAACCGCGCCCAGCUCGCCGUGGCGACGCAUUGGUUCACAGGGAAGCCGCAUCCUUGCAAGUGCGAGUUCAUUGAGCAAAGCUUCUGA